AUGCUGCUGGAGCGGGUCCGCGCCGGUUCGGAGAAGGCAACGGAGCUCUGCCCCUUCCCGCGGAGCCCAGAGAUCCCGCUGUGCGCCGGCUGCAACCAGCACAUCGUGGACAGGUUCAUCCUCAAAGUCCUGGACCGGCACUGGCACAGCAAGUGCCUGAAAUGCUCCGACUGCCAGACGCAGCUGGCCGAGAAGUGCUUCAGCCGCGGGGACGGCGUCUACUGCAAGGAAGACUUCUUCAAGCGCUUCGGGACGAAGUGUGCCGCCUGCCAGCAGGGCAUCCCCCCGACCCAGGUGGUGCGCCGGGCCCAGGACUUCGUUUACCACCUGCACUGCUUCGCCUGCAUCGUCUGCAAGCGGCAGCUGGCCACCGGCGACGAGUUCUACCUCAUGGAGGACAGCAGGCUGGUCUGCAAGGCGGACUACGAGACGGCCAAGCAGAGAGAGGCUGAGUCUACGGCCAAGAGGCCCCGCACCACCAUCACGGCCAAGCAGCUGGAGACCCUCAAAAACGCUUAUAACAACUCGCCCAAACCGGCGCGGCACGUCCGGGAGCAGCUCUCGUCGGAGACGGGGUUGGACAUGCGGGUGGUGCAGGUCUGGUUCCAGAACCGCAGGGCCAAGGAGAAAAGGCUGAAGAAGGACGCGGGGAGGCAGCGGUGGGGGCAGUACUUCAGGAACAUGAAGCGAUCCCGGGGGACAUCCAAGUCCGACAAGGACAGCAUCCAGGAGGAGGGGCCCGAUAGCGACGCCGAGGUUUCCUUCACAGAUGAGCCCUCCAUGUCCGAAAUGAGCCAUUCCAAUGGGAUUUACAGCAACCUGAACGAAGCCUCCCCGGCGCUGGGGCGGCAGGCGGGCACCAACGGGAGCUUUGCCCUGGAGCACGGCGGGAUCCCGGCCCAGGACCAGUACCACGACCUGCGCUCCACCAGCCCCUACGGCAUCCCCCCGUCCCCGGCGUCCCUGCAGGCACUGCCAGGCCACCAGCCCUUAAUCUCCAGCUUGGUUUACCCAGACAACUUGGCCAUCAUGGGACAGAGCGGACCAGGGGUGCCCCAGCCCAUGAGGGUCCUGGCCGGGAAUGGACCGAGCUCCGACCUCUCCACCGGCAGCAGCGGGGGGUACCCGGAUUUCCCGGCCAGCCCGGCCUCCUGGCUGGAUGAGGUCGACCACGCUCAGUUUUGA
Haemorhous mexicanus (house finch) is the source of this 1185-nucleotide messenger RNA. RefSeq names its product LIM homeobox 3 (gene LHX3). Lineage: Eukaryota; Metazoa; Chordata; Aves; Passeriformes; Fringillidae. The coding region runs from base 1 to 1185 and encodes 394 amino acids. Gene Ontology annotation, molecular function: RNA polymerase II transcription regulatory region sequence-specific DNA binding; DNA-binding transcription factor activity, RNA polymerase II-specific. The record is from RefSeq and is a predicted model, not a curated record. Gene Ontology annotation, biological process: regulation of transcription by RNA polymerase II; neuron differentiation. Gene Ontology annotation, cellular component: nucleus. The transcript is spliced from 6 exons.